CGCGCCACUGCUGUGUUUUCCGUUCUCUCUCCGACUGCGGGCGGUUUUCGGCGGGUUCCGUUAAAAUGGCGCUUCGGUUGCUAGGAGCUGCAACCCAUCUGAGAGAAAGUGACAGCGGGUAAAAGCCAUCUCCGACACGGGAGGGUAUAAGGGCGCAAUGGCGGCUCUUGAUCAGAAAUCACCCAACGUGCUUCUGCAGAGUCUGUGUUGUAAGAUCACGGGCAAGAGUGAAGCUGAGGUGGCCCAUCAGUUCCAGUACGCUGUGCGAGUCAUUGGGAGUAAUUAUGCACCCACCAUUGAACGGGAUGAGUUUCUAGUGUCCGAGAAAAUUAAAAAAGAGUUGUUGAAACAACGGAGAGAGGCAGAUGCUGCUCUUUUCUCUGAGUUGCACAGAAAGCUUCAGACUCAGGGUGUGUUGAAACACAGAUGGUCCAUCUUGUAUCUCCUGCUCAGCCUCUGUGAGGACCCGAAGAAACCGUCCAGCAGGGUGCCUGUGAGUAGUUAUGGAUCUCUGUUUGCUCAGGCUUUGCCACGCGAUGUCCACUCCACCCCGUUCUACUUCGCCCGUCCUCAGAGUCUCCCUCUCAGUUACCCGGAGCGCUCUGCGGCGGCCCAUAAUUCCAGCAUGGCCACCAGUGGGAUCAGCAGUAUGGGGGUGUUCUCCAUCAACGGGCCAGGCCCGACACCAUCUCUGCUUACAGGACCUGGUCCACAGGUAGUCGGUGAGUCCAUGAGAGGGUCUCGUCUAGCCUGGACUGUCCCAGUCUCAGGUUCCCCCUCCGGGGCAGCUGCCGCCCCUCGGCCCCCCAGUGGACCCUCCGCCAGCCCGGCUCCCAAAGCCCCAAAUAGGAGACGGGAUGGAGACAGCAGUGCUGAGAUCGGAGAAGCCGCUCUGGUGCGAGACCUUCUUUAUGUUUUCCAGGGGAUUGAUGGAAAGUUCAUCAAGAUGUCCAGCCCAGAGAACAGCUACAAAAUUGAUCCAAAGGUUCCCGUGUGUAAAUCUCUGAGAGAUACAAGCAGCAGACUGGCCGAGCUCGGCUGGCUACAUAAUAAAAUCAGAAAAUACACAGAUUCUCACAGUCUGGACCGAGCCUUUGGACUAGUGGGACAGAGUUUUUGUGCCGCCUUGCAUCAAGAGCUCAAGGAAUAUUACAGACUACUGUCUGUACUUCAUGCACAGAUUCAGGUGGAGGAUGAUCAGGGUGUAAAUGACAGCAUGGAGAGCAGUCUGACUCUGAGGAGGCUGCUGGUGUGGACCUACGACCCCAAGGUUCGUCUGAAAACGCUGGCGGCCCUCGUGGACUACUGCCAAGGUCGUAAAGGAGGGGAGUUGGCCUCAGCCGUACACGCGUACGGCAAGACGGGUGACCCCCACAUGAGGGCAUUGAUCCAGCACAUCCUCGGUCUGGUGUCCCACCCCAUUCUCAACUUCCUGUAUCGCUGGAUAUAUGACGGAGAGCUGGAGGAUACGUACCAUGAGUUCUUUGUAGCAUCAGAUCCAACAGUGAAGACGGACAGACUGUGGCAUGAUAAAUACUCACUGAGGAAGAGUAUGAUCCCGUCCUUCAUCACCAUGGAUAAGGCCAGGAAGGUGCUGCUCAUCGGCAAAUCCAUCAACUUCCUGCAUCAGGUGUGCCACGACAGGACGCCGCCGGGAAAGAUCAUGCCGUCUUCUAAAUCCAGCGACUCGCCCAAAGACGCGACAGAGUUGUUCACUGAUCUUGAAGGGGCUUUUCAGAGUAAGAUAGACGCUGCUUAUUUCGAGACCAGUAAGUAUCUGUUGGACGUGUUGAAUAAGAACUAUCAGCUGCUGGAGCAUCUUCAGGCCAUGAGAAGAUACCUCCUGCUGGGUCAGGGAGAUUUCAUUCGACACCUCAUGGACCUCCUAAAGCCAGAGUUGGUGAGGGCCGCCACUACCCUUUACCAACACAAUCUAACAGGUAUCCUGGAGACCGCUGUCAGGGCGACCAAUGCCCAGUUUGACAGUCCAGAGAUCUUGAAAAGACUCGAUGUCCGGCUGCUGGAGGUGUCUCCUGGGGACACCGGUUGGGACGUCUUCAGUCUGGACUAUCAUGUGGAUGGACCCAUUGCCACGGUGUUCACCCGUGAGUGUAUGAGUCAUUACCUGCGAGUGUUUAACUUCCUGUGGAGGGCGAAAAGAAUGGAGUACAUCCUAACGGACAUCUGGAAGGGUCAGAUGUGCAAUGCCAAGCUGCUGAAGAGCAUGCCAGAGCUCUCUGGCGUGCUGCACCAGUGUCACGUUCUCGCCUCGGAGAUGGUUCACUUCAUUCAUCAAAUGCAGUAUUACAUCACGUUUGAGGUGUUGGAAUGCUCGUGGGAUGAGUUGUGGAAUAAGGUUCAUCAGGCUCGGGAUCUGGAUCACAUCAUAGCGGCUCAUGAUGUUUUCCUGGACACCAUCAUCUCUCGCUGCCUGCUGGACGUUAAUAACAGGUCUCUGUUGAAUCAGUUGCGUGCAGUGUUCGAUCAGAUCAUUGAGUUCCAGAGCGCUCAGGACGCACUGUACCGCUCCGCUCUAGAAGAACUGCAGCUGCGCGUCCAGUACGAGGACAAGAAGAAGCAAAGAGAGGAGAUGGGAGAGUGGGGCGUAACGGCAGAGCAGGAGGCGGCAGAGAACAAGCGUGUGCAGGAGUAUAAGGACACCAUACCAAAAAUGUGCUCCCAGCUCAGAUUGCUUACACACUUCUACCAGGGCAUCGUGCGGGAGUUUCUACGGCUGCUAAUGACCUGCUCUGAUGAGAGUCUUCAGUUUCUCAGUUUCCGUCUGGACUUCAACGAACAUUACAAAACCCGUGAUCCACGUCUGCGACCCUCACUUGGAGCCUCCAGAGGGCGACGAAGCUCCAACAUCUGAUUCUUGACUCUUUUGCAGAGAACGUUAAUGUUGUGUAGUUGUUGUGUCAAGAGACUUCAUUGAUAGGGCUAACCGGAACUCUUCUGCCGCUCGCAUAACAUGGAAAUAAAAAAUGUGUUCAUCUUAUAUUUUAUUUCCUUGUCAUGGCCAAAUUAUUUCUGUCAUACAAUCAACAAUCUGCUGGUUUUAUAGAAAAUAACAGUAAGUAGGAUGAGCUCACAGGUCUUUUGGGAGUUAUUUUCAGUUUCGUCAUUAAUGUGCGAAUAUACUUUUUUGUUUGUGUUUACAUUUGUUGAUAUUUAAUUGAAUACUUUCACUUUUGUUACCUUCAUCUUUUUUCCUAUUGCAUAAGAGUUUGUCAUUUUUAAAAAGCUCCAGGCGCUUACAAUAUGCUUUUUCUUCUGUGCUUUUUUUAUAUUAGUUUUGUGGUUCUGAUUUCAUGACAUCUUGCUCUGUGUGUCAAUUUUGUUUUUAUACAGGCAGUGCCUUCUGUACGGCUUGUGUUUAAAAAAUGAGAAUCUUAAGUCAACCGGUUCUUUGUUAAUAUAAAUGGGAUGUAAUGUACAAAAUUCAGUACAUGCACUUAAAUGAACUACGUGACCUCUGUAAGAUCCUAUAAACUCACCUCAUUUCUCUUGUCACGUAAAAUCAAUUACCCACAAUGCCAUGUGACCUGAUCAGACAUCUGGUUGAUACUGUGAGGAUAAAGUUGCUGAAAUAUUGCAAGAUUACAGAUUGCAAAAGUAGUGUUUAUCCCUCAACUCACUUAGUUUCAUCUUGCCUCCUCCAAAUACGAAGAAGAAAUUGACUGAAGAAUGAACUGAUGUCAUUUGAUUCGAUGAAAAGAUAAUGAGCUGUUGUGACUGUAUUUUAAUGUCAAAUGUGUAGAGAAUUAAGAAGAAUAUGACUUUAAAAUUAUUGAAGUGUUUAAAAGUCUGUGCUGUAAAGCAAACAUGUACAAAUGCAGAAUUCAACGAACAAACAUCCUGUCAUUCUUUUCUGGAAUAAUAAACCUUUUUAUAUAUGAUAA
Molecule: messenger RNA, 3902 nt
Organism: Triplophysa dalaica
Lineage: Eukaryota; Metazoa; Chordata; Actinopteri; Cypriniformes; Nemacheilidae
Gene: tubgcp3
Product: tubulin, gamma complex associated protein 3
Exons: 22
Coding region: 158-2872 (904 amino acids)
Biological process (GO): microtubule nucleation; mitotic cell cycle; cytoplasmic microtubule organization
Cellular component (GO): spindle pole; gamma-tubulin small complex; equatorial microtubule organizing center
Molecular function (GO): microtubule minus-end binding; gamma-tubulin binding
Source: RefSeq, a predicted model, not a curated record